GCUCUGAGCAGCUAUACCAGAAGGAUGCCGUCGUUCAUAGAGUUUGCAGAAGAGCCCCAAAUAUACCUCGAAGAGUUCCUGGCCGAUAUUGAAAGCCUGGCACCCGAGGUCAAGAAGAGUUUUGCCGAGCUGAGGGAUAUCGACGACGAGGUCCAGGACAUCAUCGCCAGGGUAUCUACGAUACAGCACCAGCUGAAGCAUGCCGGCGAUCCACUCGAGCCCUCGAAGCGGCCAGGCCGGGAACAGAGCAUGUUGGGGUCCAUCGAAAACGGAUACAAGCAAGCCGAGGAGCUGAUAGAUCACAAAGUCGAGCUGGUCGACAAGAAUCUGGCAAUGCUGGACCAGUUCCUGAAAAAACUCGAUGCCGACCUGCAGAAGAUGGGGGCACAUGCGGCCGCUCAGGCCGAAGCCAUCAAGGAGGCCGCUCUCGUCCAAGCACUCCAAGAGGAAGCUGACCAUCUUUCUGUCUCGGAUAGGGACAAGUUCAAAACACCAUCGCGGCCGAGCUCCAGUCGCAGCCGGCGAGCUCAGCCUUCAUUACCCCGCAGCCAUUCGCCGGUGCAGCGUCCCUCUCUGAAACGAGUACGGACACCAAGCCAGGAUGACGAAGAUGACGACGACAAUGCAGACUCGGAGCAGCUCUACUGCUUCUGCAAACAAGUCAGCUAUGGCGAUAUGAUCGGCUGUGACUCGCAGACCUGCGAUGUCGAGUGGUUUCACCUGGACUGUGUGGGUCUGAGCGAGCCACCGUCAGGGGAGUGGUAUUGUCCGAGAUGCAUCGAAAAGAGCACCCGGAAGCGGAGCCGAAGUCACCACUGAUUCUUUUGGUCGAUACGGCGUUGUUUGGGUGGGAGCCCUUACUUCCUCAGUUUUUGGGUCUUUUUGUUUUGGUGCUUGCGUUACUUCGAGCAUGAUGAUCACACUCCCUCCGCCAUGUGGUUUUCGUCCCUCGCUUCGCUUUACUUCACGGAGUGCGACUGCUCUCCCUGUUCCCCACAUUCUCAGCCCCCACCCCCAUUU
This is a messenger RNA of Polychytrium aggregatum, 1020 nucleotides long. RefSeq lists its product as uncharacterized. NCBI's taxonomy places the organism in Eukaryota, Fungi, Chytridiomycota, Chytridiomycetes, Polychytriales. Bases 25 to 819 code for a protein of 264 amino acids. The record is from RefSeq and is a predicted model, not a curated record. The transcript has 7 exons.